CUCUGAAGGCAGCCGGCAAGGCGGGUCCCCCGGGAGGAGCAGGAUGCAGCCCCACCUGGCGCUGAUGUGCUUGGCUGUCGUCGGGGGGGUGCUGCCGGCGUCGGCGCGCCCGGAGCCCAGGAGGCGCCAGCAGAUGGACCCAGGGCGCUGCGAGCUGCCCCGAUCGCAAAGAGACUUGAACUCUUUCCUCUGGACUAUCCGGAGGGACCCUCCGGCCUAUCUAUUUGGAACAAUCCAUGUGCCUUACACACGCGUGUGGGACUUUGUCCCUGAGAACUCCAAGUCUGCUUUCCAAGCCAGUUCCAGUGUGUACUUUGAGCUGGACCUCACUGACCCCUACACCAUUUCGGGCCUGGCCAGCUGUCAGCUGCUACCCCACGGGGAGAAUUUGCAAGACGUGCUCCCCCGGGAUCUUUACCACCGCCUCAAGCGCCACCUUGAGUACGUCAAAUUGAUGCUCCCUCACUGGAUGACGCCAGACCAACGGGGGAAAGGUCUUUAUGCCGAUUACCUCUUCAAUGCUAUUGCUGGGAACUGGGAGCGCAAAAGGCCCGUCUGGGUGAUGCUGAUGGUCAACUCCCUCACGGAGACAGAUAUCCGUUCCCGUGGAGUGCCCGUAUUGGACCUCUACCUGGCUCAGGAGGCGGAGAGGAUGAAGAAAAGGACAGGAGCUGUGGAGAGGGUGGAAGAGCAAUGCCAUCCACUGAAUGGGCUGAACUUCUCCCAGGUGCUGUUUGCCUUGAACCAAACAUUGCUGCAACAUGAGAGUCUUCGAGCUGGCAGCUUGCAGGCCCCUUACACCACGGAAGAUCUCAUCAAGCACUACAACUGUGGAGAUCUCAAUGCUGUCAUAUUUAAUCACGAUACUUCACAGCUCCCUAACUUCAUCAACACAACCCUUCCUCCACAUGAACAGGUUACAGCACAGGAAAUUGACAGCUACUUCCGCCAGGAACUCAUCUACAAGAGGAAUGAGAGAAUGGGGAAAAGAGUGAUAGCCCUCUUAAGAGACAAUACUGACAAGAGCUUCUUCUUUGCCUUUGGAGCAGGUCACUUCUUGGGCAACAAUACUGUUAUCGAUGUGCUGAAGCAAGCUGGGUUUGAAGUAAAGCAUAUUCCUGCAGGACAACCAAUAGAAAAAACAAACAUCAAUGCACCCUCUAGAGGAUCCUCUGCAACAGCCACACCUGCUAUCCAUUUUUUUGACCCUGUGCCACCAUCAUCAUCUUCAGUGCCUCCUCAGUCCAGUGAAGAAGACAGUCUUCCUCCACAUCUUCUACUGCCAGACAGCAUCAGUCAGCUGGAAGAGUUUGGGCGGCAGAAGAAGUGGCACAAGAAGCAGUAUAAAAACCAUCGCCAAAGACAAUUCAAUGACCUCUGGGUUCGGAUAGAAGAUGGGACAACCACCGUGCCUUCUCACAUCAGGAUAACCAACAGCUACAUCUCAGUCAACCCUUCUGUUUGGUUUUCAAAGCCUCUGGACCAGCAGCCCCAGCCAGACCUUGCAUUCCGUCGUCAUCUCAAAAGCUCAGCCAUAGGCAGCAACAUGGCAUCACUCUUAACUCUUUCUGUCUGUGUAGCAACGACAUCUCUGCUGUUGAAUCUGCUCAGUCCUUCCUGACAAAACAAGGAUUUGUAAGUGCAAUAUCCAGAAAAGAGGAGAAGGAUUGUGUAUGUUCUCAAUGAACUAUUUCACCUGGGCCUCCGGAGCAAAUGAAUGGAAGAAGCACCUCUAACUGGUAUACGUCUCUCUUGCCCAGAUAUGAUUUUGAAACUCUAAAGCUUUAUUUUGUACACUGACUUAACAUCUUCUUUUUGUAGAAGGAUCUUUAUUUCCCAUGCUGCUAUGGGGUUUUGUAAAAUAUAUGUGUUCAUAUAUAUAAAAGAAGAAGAAAAAUAGUGUAUUUA
Podarcis muralis (Common wall lizard) is the source of this 1908-nucleotide messenger RNA. RefSeq names its product TraB domain containing 2B (gene TRABD2B). Gene Ontology annotation, molecular function: metalloendopeptidase activity; Wnt-protein binding. The record is from RefSeq and is a predicted model, not a curated record. Gene Ontology annotation, cellular component: organelle membrane; plasma membrane. Gene Ontology annotation, biological process: negative regulation of Wnt signaling pathway. NCBI's taxonomy places the organism in Eukaryota, Metazoa, Chordata, Lepidosauria, Squamata, Lacertidae.